GUCCUCUGUGUACGGCAGGGAGUACUGCUCGUGCUCAAGACUCAGACUCACCAGCCAUGGCCGGAAAGCUAGUCCUGUGCUGCCUCUUGGGGCUGUUUGUUCUCUGCAUAGAGGCUGCACCGCAGGACAAGCUGGACAGCUUCAACGUGGACGAAGUGCUCAACAACGAACGUCUCUUGAAAUCCUACAUCCAGUGUAUGCUCGAUGCGGACGAGGGCAGGUGCACCAACGAGGGGAAAGAAAUCAAAAAGAGACUGCCAAAAUUUGUGGCCAACGGGUGCCUGGACUGCACGCCGAGCCAGCUGGAGAGAGCUAUCAAGACCCUGAAGCACGUGACGGAGAAGCACCCUGAAGAGUGGGCCAAGCUGAAGGCCAAGUUCGACCCCACUGGGGAGUACGCCACGAAGCACGCAGAGACCUGGAAGCAGCGCGGCAUCACCUUCUGAGCCGACCCAGGCGCUGCACACACCAUUCAGCUGACACGGAGCAGUCGGCCAUGAUACGUCGCCCACAUGAAUACUGUCCCAGAGAUUCACAAUUUGAAAAUUCAUAAUUUUCACUACAAUGAUUUUUCUCCAUCCACACUGUGUCUUGAAGUGAUGCGAAAUCACUCUUACUCUGUUAACAUGUGGAACUACAAAUAAACGGUUCUUCAACUC
Molecule: messenger RNA, 659 nt
Organism: Schistocerca nitens (vagrant locust)
Lineage: Eukaryota; Metazoa; Arthropoda; Insecta; Orthoptera; Acrididae
Product: ejaculatory bulb-specific protein 3-like
Exons: 2
Coding region: 57-446 (129 amino acids)
Source: RefSeq, a predicted model, not a curated record